UAUCUAAAUAAUAUAUAAAUAGAGCUCCAAGCUUCCGGGUUGAUAGUAUUGUUGUUCUGUCGGGUAACACCUAGUUUUUAUCUUUAAUUGUAAAUAAAAAUACAAUUAUAAUUCAAAAAUAUGGGGUGUCUUUGGUCAAAAGAGGAUGAAGAGCUUCCUCCUAUAAGCAGAUCGCGGUGGAGAGGCCAUGAAGAAACACAUUCUUGUAGACCAACGAGCCUUGAGAAUUCAACAUCAAUACCGCGUCAAUAUGUAUUAAGAACACCUAUAAUACAAAACGUAAAUAGAAUUGUUGUACCAAAAGUCAAACCGAGGAGUGAAAAUAGUACUGGAAUACCAACUCAAGGCUUAAAAUGUAGGCCUGCAAUUAAUGUAGAGUCUAAAUUAAGGGCUAUUAAUCAAAACAAUAUUGGAGGACCUAAAUUUGGAAAAUAUAAAUGUAAUAAAUGUGGUCGUUCUUGGGAUAGUCGACUUUGCUGGCCUGACAAAUAUCAGAUUUGUAAAUACUGCCGAAAACCAGUAUAUGCUCACAGUCACAGAGAAUUAGAUCCUUCUAAUAUUACUUAUGAUGCACAAAAAAAAGGAGAGCAUCCAAAAGAAUUGUGUGAAAAGUGUAAACAGCUAGGACAGUACUGUAAUACAACACAAAGGUUUUUAAACCAAAAUUAUAUUCUCAAUCAAGAAGUAGAAUAUAUAAGAGAGACUAAGGAUAUUUAUAAAUGUUAUAAAAGAUUUUAAGU
Nymphalis io (European peacock) is the source of this 740-nucleotide messenger RNA. RefSeq lists its product as uncharacterized. NCBI's taxonomy places the organism in Eukaryota, Metazoa, Arthropoda, Insecta, Lepidoptera, Nymphalidae. The transcript is spliced from 4 exons. The coding region runs from base 121 to 738 and encodes 205 amino acids. The record is from RefSeq and is a predicted model, not a curated record.